CCAAUGUGCUGUCGGGGCAGCCUUAACAAAGAACCAAAAAUUAUACCAUGCGCCGCACGCUCCUCGCCGUCGCGCUGACCACAGCAAAUGCCCAGCGCAAGCUCUUCUCCCAGCUGCCGGCCGAGUUUGAUGAAGCUUUCGACCAUGAGCCCCUGUUCAUUCCCGCCGCGGCGCAGCCCGACGACGCCGCGUACCUGGCCGCGCUCGCGGACCUCGCGACGCCGCAGUCCAUCUACGCCGCAGCCUCGGCCACGGAUGCUAGGUCGCCCACGGGCGACAAGGUGAAAAUGCCCAGCUCCCACGAGGGCUGCGCGCACCACCUCGAGGACGGCGGCUCGUUCGUGGUCAAGUACGAAAAGCUGAGCGACGCCGCGCUCGCCGAGCCGGCGGCUGCCCCUCUGGUCGGCGCCUGGCACGACGUGGCCGACCGCUUCAAGACCGCGGCGUCGAUGCACGUCUACGUCACCGGCAGCGGCGGCAAGGCCCUCCCGCCGCACACGGACACGACGGACGUCCUGGUGGCCCAGCUCAGCGGGUCGAAGGAGUGGCAGGUCUGCGCGCCGUCGAAUGACAAGGCUCCGUUCGCCUCCACCGCCUUCCGCGCGGAGCUGCUGGAGGCGGAGCGCGGCUCCCACGGCUGCUCGCAGUUCGAGCAGGAGCUCCGCGACGAGCCGGAGCUGUCUUGCGAGACCUACGUGCUCGCGCCCGGCGACUCGCUAUACCUCCCGAAGGGCGUCGCCCACUCGGCCGUCGCGACCGACGACAGCGCCCACCUCACGGUCGGCCUGAAGCGCGUGACCUGGCGCCGGGUCUUCGACGAGCUGCUCGACCGCCCGGGGCUGUUUGGCGCCGAGAGCGGCUGGGCGAACCGGCGCCUCUUUUCAGUAUUUCGCGGCCAGAAGGCCCCGCCGACGCGGCGCGCGCGAGCCAAACGCGCCCUGAAGACCCUCGAGGCCGCGGGCGACGCGAGCGCCGUGCCGUGGCGCCGCGCGUUCCCGACGUGGACCCUAGGCUUCGACAACGGCCAGGCGGUGCCCGGCCGCGACGCCUACCAGCAGCGCGAUGCGCUCGCGAAGGCACUCGUCGACGCGCUGGGCGGCGACGAGGACCUGGCCCAAGCUCUGGCGGACGACGACCGGUUUGUCGAUGCCGUGCGAGCCACGUUUGAGUCCCCGAAGUCGCUGGGCUCGCAGCCCGCCGUGCUCGACGCGGGCGCGUGCGACGAGUACGCAUUCGUGUCCGGCGCGACGCGCCGCCGCGCCACCACGGCGGAUGUUAAUUGGGAGGCCAUGCACCCGUCGGCCAGCGCCAACACGUUGACUGUUGCCGCUGGAACCACUGUAACGUUCACGUGGACCGACAACCACGACGUCUGGGAGUUUGCCAGCGAGGCCGACUACAAUUCGUGCAACUUCGCCGGCGCCGUGGAGAAGGCAUCGACGUCGGUGCAGACCGUGGACGUGGCGGCGCCGACGACCGCGGCGACGACCAAGUAUUUUGGCUGCGCGGUGAGCAGCCACUGCGAAGACGGCCAGAAGAUCGCGAUCUCCUGGACGGAUGCGGACGGCUGCCUCUCCACCGAGGAGUAUCAGUGCGACAGUAAUUGCGACGGCUCGUGCGACCAAUGCAAUGAGGGUUGCGAUGACAGUUGUAACGAAGACUGCGACGAAGACUCCGAGGGAAAUUACUGCGACGACUACGAUUACGGCUGUAACUACGACUGCGACCAAAACUGCAACAUGGGCUGUGAUGAGGAAUGCAACAGUGACUGUGACGGAUCGUGCGACGGAAGUUGCUCGUGCAAGGACGCCGACGCCGCGUCGACGCGCGCGGCGGCGUCCGGGGCCGUUCUCAUCGCGGUGGUCGCCGCGCUGCUCUAAGUGAGCGCGCCUGUACAUACCCAAUUUGCGCCGGCGGAGAAGACCGCCCCUUCCUCAUUUCCCUUCCCCUCUGCUUGAUCGAGCUGAAGUAAGUCCAAUGAAUACCACCAAAGUAGCCGCGCACGCCGCGCACCAGA
This is a messenger RNA of Pelagomonas calceolata, 2017 nucleotides long. The record is from the annotation of a GenBank genome assembly. Lineage: Eukaryota; Pelagophyceae; Pelagomonadales; Pelagomonadaceae.